AUGGCGCCCGUGACCGCGUUCGCGUCCUCCUCCCCUGCGUCCUCCGGCUCCCCCAGCAGCAGCAGCAGCAGCAGCAGCAGCAGCAGCAGCAGCAGCAGCAGAAGUUUGACGGUGUGUCUGCCGGGGGAGACGCACACUCUGGGGGCUGUGCUGCGCACUUUGCUGCUGCAGUCGGAGACAGUCGAAUUUGCAGGUUAUUCUGUCCCCCACCCCAGCCAGUGCUCCAUGAAUUUGAGGGUUCAAACCACAGGCAAGUCGAGGGUUUAG
Eimeria tenella is the source of this 267-nucleotide messenger RNA. Its product is annotated as DNA-directed RNA polymerases I and III subunit RPAC2, putative. Gene Ontology annotation, biological process: DNA-templated transcription. NCBI's taxonomy places the organism in Eukaryota, Apicomplexa, Conoidasida, Eucoccidiorida, Eimeriidae. The record is from RefSeq and is a predicted model, not a curated record. Gene Ontology annotation, molecular function: DNA-directed RNA polymerase activity; protein dimerization activity. The coding region runs from base 1 to 267 and encodes 88 amino acids. Gene Ontology annotation, cellular component: RNA polymerase III complex; RNA polymerase I complex. The transcript has a single exon.